This is a messenger RNA of Anisakis simplex (herring worm), 417 nucleotides long. The record is from the annotation of a GenBank genome assembly. Lineage: Eukaryota; Metazoa; Nematoda; Chromadorea; Rhabditida; Anisakidae.
AUGCAGAGAGUAGGCAUGCUUACCACGGAUACGGCCAACUUCAAUCAUCAAGCCGGCUUUUUUUACUUGGCUCGGAUUCAUUGCAGAAAGUUAAUAUUCGCCGUACUCGGAUGGAUUCUCUAUCGUCUAGUCAACGACUUAUGGUUUUCGUUAUUCAUGGAUAUGACGCUUGGUAUGCGUGUUCUCUACUGGUGCUAUGCGGCUCUUGAGCUGGCCGCCAUUGUUGGCAUAGUUGCUGCGUUCUGGUCGAAAAAUCCAUACUUUCUUAUACCGGCAUUCUUGUGCUUGGUACGUUCGAUGCAUACCUUUGCAGCCAUUUCUUCGUGUGGUGCAUUCACUUGCCUGAAACUUUCCUCUCCGCUAUGCAAAUUCUCUCAGUCGAAAAUGUUAUCCACGUUGAAAGUGUUCAUCACAUAA